UCCGCCGCUCUCCACGUUUCCCCCACCCCAGUGACCGCACCAAUGGCCACGCCGCAAUCUACGCGCGAAGAGGAAGAGGCAGCCGCGCUUCACGCCCUCACCUCGCAAUACCGCCAACUUGUCCCACCCCAAACCCUCCACUUCCCUCCACCGCACCUGCUCUCCCAGGAGCACUUCCAAGAUGCCAUAUACCACGCCCUCUUCUCCCCCUCCACCUCCCCCGACACCAUCCCACCACAGCGCUACACCGCCCGCGUCCUAAAAGCGCUCGUGGCCGAAAUCGAAGCCUCAAACCCCGACGAGAUAAAUUCCUCGCUCCUAUCGCUCUACAGCACGUUCCCCAGCAGCUCCGCGCCCCCGCCCACCUCGCGCGUCCCAGUAACCUACACACUCCCCGCGCCUUACCCCUCGAUAACACUACAUGAAACCCCCUCGCUCAUCUCAGGCCUCGGCACAACAGGCCUGCGGACGUGGGAGGCAGCACUAGCACUGAGCGAGUACCUACUAUUACACCCGCCGCACGGCCAGCGCGUACUAGAGCUCGGCGCGGGCACCGGCGUGGUCGCGCUUGUUGCCGCGAGGUGCGGUGCCGAAGACGUGCUGGCUACUGAUGGCGACGAGGGCGUGUGUGAUGUGCUACGGGAGAAUGUGGGAAGGAAUGGGUUGGGAGGAAGGGUCCGCGUGGAACAGAGACAGUGGGGUGGGAAGAGGGAUGUUCCUGAGGACGUGCAGCUUGUGGUCGGGGCUGAUGUGACUUACGAUGCGGAAGCGAUUCUGUGGCUGGUGGCGGAGCUGUCGUUUCUGCUGCAGGAGAAUCGGGAAUGCAAGGUUAUCAUUGCGGCGACGAUUCGGAAUGAGGAUACAUUCCAGGUAUUUAGGGAUAGCUGUGCGGAGGCAAAGCUCGCGCUGGUGGAGAGUGUCUACACCCUGCCUGAGCCGCGUGUGUUCUGGUAUGUGCCGCGGGCAGAGAUCAGGCUCGUCGAGGUUUCGAUGAUGGAGAAAUGAUUGAUAUACCUAGCAUAUGGCACGAUAUGUACGAUAUUGAUGACGUGAUGAGAAGAGAACAGUUUUGAUAACUA
Molecule: messenger RNA, 1079 nt
Organism: Tricharina praecox
Lineage: Eukaryota; Fungi; Ascomycota; Pezizomycetes; Pezizales; Pyronemataceae
Product: putative methyltransferase-domain-containing protein
Exons: 4
Coding region: 43-1005 (320 amino acids)
Source: RefSeq, a predicted model, not a curated record